AUGGCCGCCAGCAGAUCUCCGUCACGGCCGCGCCGAACUGUGUCCCCCGCGACGGUACCAGAGAGGAAGCCACCGCUUCCCCCGCAACCCAGCGGUUGGCAAAUACUGUGGAAAAGAUGCACGGCCUCUUGCAGCACUGCCUGUGUGCUAGAACGCUUCAAGAAGCUGGUGCCGGCGGCCGAGUGGGUGCCGCGCUACCGCUGGCGGCAGCAGCUGGCGGGCGACCUGUCCGCGGGGCUGGUGGUGGCCGUGAUGCACGUGCCGCAGGGCCUGGGCUACGCGCUGCUGGCCGGCGCCGCCCCCGUCGGCGGGCUCUACGUCGCGCUGCUGCCCGUCUUCGUCUACGCCCUGUUCGGAACCUCGCGCCACAUCUCCAUGGGCACCUUCGCCGUCACCUGUCUCAUGACUGGCCAGCAGAAUUAUCGUACAUUUUCUACUGUGCUGUCUGCGGGUUUGGUAUCGGUUCGAGUAGUAGUGGGGAUGGCGCAGAUCGUGUCGGAGCACGCGGGGGACGGUGUGACUCCCGAGGAGGUGGUGAGCAUGGUGUCGCUAUGGUGCGGCCUGCUGCUGCUGGCUCUGUGGGUGCUGCGCCUGGGGGCGCUGUGCCGAGUGCUGAGCGAGACGCUGGUGAGCGCCAUCACGACGGGCGCAGCAGUUCACGUCUUCACCUCGCAGCUGCUCGAGGCGCUGGGCGUGGCGCGCGACGCUCCCAAGCACCACGGCCUGCUGCGCCUCGUCUACACCUACGGGGACCUGUUCUCGGGCAGCCUGCCUCCCAGGCUGCCGGCCAUUGCCACCGCGCUUAUCACCAUCGCGGUGCUCGUGGUCUACCAGCUGGCUGUGCCCAAACUGGUCGGCCGCUGGCUGUCUGCCGAGCUGGUCGUCCUCGUCGUCACCACCGUUACCGCCUCGCAAGUUGACUUCUCUGCCAGUUAUAUUGUUGGUGGUGGAACUGGUGGUGGCAGUGGCAGCAGUGGUGGUAGUGCAACUGCAGUGCAUCCAGAACUGAUUGCAUCUGCAAAUGAGGAGUCAGCUAUGUCUGGGGCAGUAGUGUGUAUGGGGGUUGAUACAUUAAGAGAUGAGUGCCGCGACGAUGGUGGUAAGCAGGCAAUGUGGAACAUGUCGGUGGUGGGGCCGGUGCCUAGCGGGCUGCCUAAGCUGCGCGACCCCGUGAGCGACUGGAAGCUGAUGGGGGCGGUGGCCGUGGGCUCGCUGGGCGUGGCGGCCGUCAGCUUCGCGGUGAGCACGUCAAUGGCGCUGCUGCUGGCGCGCGGCCGCUACCGCGUGCGCCUCAACCAGGAGCUGCUGGCGCAGGGGCUCACCGCGGUCGCCUCCGCCGUCAGCGGGGGCGUGCCGCCCUCCGCCUCGCUGUCGCGCUCCCUGCUGCAGAGGGACGCGGGCGGCUCCACGCAGCUCGCCGGCCUCGUGUCCUGCGCCGUGCUGCUGGCUGUGGUGCAGGGCGCCGGUCCGCUGUUCGAGCCUCUGCCCAGGGCGGUGCUCGCCGCCGUCAUCAUCGUAGCCCUCAGGGGAAUGGUGAUGGCGGCGAGCCGCGACGUGCCGCGCAUGUUCCGGCUGAGCGUGCUCGACGGCGGCGUGUGGGUGGCCUCCUUCCUGGGCGUCGUGCUGCUCGACACGGCGCUCGGCCUGCUGCUGGGCGUCGCCCUGUCGCUGCUCUUCCUGGUCGUCAGGGGGGCCGCGCCGCGAGUCCAGGUGCUCGGCAUGCUGGCCGCCGCCAAAGGGCCCCCGGCGUACGUGGAACUGGACGGCAACGCGGCCGCCGUGGAGCGGCCCGGCGUGCGCGUAGUGCGGCUGCUGGCCGGCGCGGCGCUGGCGUUCCCCAGCCGGGACGAGCUGCGCGAGCAGGUGUUCGGCGCGGUGGGCGUGGAGCCGGCCAGGGUGCUGGAGCUGCAGCGGCUGGCGCUGGCCGCCGAGCCGGACUCUGCCCAGCAGCGCGACCUGCUGGAGCGCGCCGAGCAGGCGGCGACGCCGCAGUGGCGCGUGCGGGCCGGCGCCGCGCCGCAGCCGCGCCGCCUCACGCACGUCGUGCUCGACCUCUCCACCGUCACCUCCUGCGACUUCUCGUCCGCCAGGAGCCUCGAGCUGCUCGCCGCCAUCUACGAGGCCAUCGACGUCACCGUGGUGCUCGUGCUGCAGCAGCCCCUCUACUCGCUCGAGUCGGUGCUCAGCGUGGACGCCGCCGUGCGGAUGAUCGGCGGGGUCAGGGAAGAAGAAGGAGAAGACUGA
This is a messenger RNA of Schistocerca serialis cubense, 2244 nucleotides long. RefSeq names its product sulfate transporter-like. The transcript is spliced from 9 exons. Lineage: Eukaryota; Metazoa; Arthropoda; Insecta; Orthoptera; Acrididae. Gene Ontology annotation, molecular function: chloride transmembrane transporter activity; oxalate transmembrane transporter activity; bicarbonate transmembrane transporter activity. Bases 1 to 2244 code for a protein of 747 amino acids. Gene Ontology annotation, biological process: transmembrane transport. Gene Ontology annotation, cellular component: membrane. The record is from RefSeq and is a predicted model, not a curated record.